AUGUCAACAACACAAGCUACAAAAGGCACUGGAACCAAUGCCAAGAAGGCUGCAGCAUCAGCUACUUUAGCCUCAACAGCUCCAGCUAAAAAGAAUCCAUUCUGGGAUACAACCUACCGUCGUGAUUAUUGCAAGGGCGUAAACGGCUGGACAUUCAAAGAAUUCUCCGAUUCUGCAGAUGAUGAUGAGCUCCUUUCAUCUUCUGUUAAAACCCGCUCUAUCAAAUUAAACCCACUUUGGGAAUCAACGUAUCGUAGAGACUACUGUGGCGGAUGUGAGUGCUCCACAGCGCCAGUUGGAACAAGACUUAUGACCCGAUCACUUGAUGCUGCUGAAGAUGACAAAGAAGCAAAUAAGAAUGUUUGGCAAACUACAUAUCAAAUAGAUUUUUGCAGUCGCUUCGCAAAGCCAAAGCGUAGACUCUGA
This is a messenger RNA of Trichomonas vaginalis G3, 426 nucleotides long. RefSeq lists its product as uncharacterized. The transcript has a single exon. The coding region runs from base 1 to 426 and encodes 141 amino acids. The record is from RefSeq and is a predicted model, not a curated record. NCBI's taxonomy places the organism in Eukaryota, Parabasalia, Trichomonadida, Trichomonadidae.